CGGACAUAAUACGAUUAUCCUAAUCAAGUUUUCGGUUCGUAUAUAAAAUCGGCGAGUUAUUUACAAAUCAUUCAUAAGUGUUCGGACCGGGUGUUUGGCCAGUCACAAUCAUGUCGGCCAUAUAUUAUCUCGCGGCAGUACCAGUGUUACUAUACGCGGUGUAUUAUUAUUUUACAAGGACAUUCAACUAUUGGAAGAGUAGAAAUGUUCGUGGACCGGAACCGACAGCAUUUUUUGGAAACAUCAAGGAAUCGGCACUACGCAAAAAAAAUAUCGGCAUCGUAAUGCAGGAAUUAUAUAACGCAUUUCCAAAUGAAAAAGUGGUCGGGAUCUACAGGAUGACCUCACCUUGUCUUCUUAUCCGAGACCUGGAUAUAAUAAAACAUAUCAUGAUCAAAGACUUUGAAGCGUUUAGUGAUCGUGGGGUGGAAUUCAGUAAAGAAGGAUUGGGACAAAACUUAUUCCACGCUGAUGGAGAAACAUGGGCUGCUUUGAGAAAUAGAUUCACACCAAUUUUCACCACAGGAAAACUGAAGAACAUGUUCUACCUGAUAAAUGAAGGAGGCGAUUCAUUUGUAGAGUUUAUAAAGACAGAAUGUCAAAAGAAGCAGGAAUUUGAUAUUCAGCCUCUUCUCCAGACUUACACCUUGUCCACGAUCUCUGCCUGUGCAUUCGGUAUUAGCUACGACAGUAACGAUGAUAAAUUGGAAACACUAAAACUUGUCGACAAAAUAUUUUCGUCACCGAGUUUUGCAAAUGAAUUAGAUAUGAUGUAUCCGGGACUCCUGAAAGCACUCAACCUUUCAUUGUUCCCUACUGCUAUCCAGAAAUUCUUUGAAAAUCUAGUGAAAACUGUUAUGACGCAAAGAAAUGGUAAACCAUCUGGUCGGCAUGAUUUCAUGGAUCUCAUUUUGGCACUCCGUCAAAUGGGAGAGGUUUCGAACGCUAAAUACGACUCUGCGAAGCCUGUUGAGAUAACACCUGAAGUGAUGGCAGCGCAAGCUUUUGCGUUCUAUGCAGCUGGCUAUGAAACCAGCGCUACUACCAUGACUUACUUGCUUUACCAACUGGCAAUGAACCCAGACGUCCAAGAUAAAUUAACGGCAGAAGUUGACGAGGUUCUUCGGGCAAAUGAUGGACAAGUAACAUACGAAUCCAUUAAGGAAAUGAAGUACAUGAACAAAGUGUUCGAUGAGACUCUACGAAUGUACUCAAUUUUAGAACCUCUGCAGAGGAAAGCUGUAAGAGAAUACAAAGUGCCCGGGACUGAUUUGACUUUAGAAAAGGACACGAUAGUACUUGUGUCGCCGCGGGGUAUUCACUAUGAUGAGAAGUAUUACGACAACCCCGAACAAUUCAACCCUGACAGAUUUAAUGUGGAGGAGGUUGGCAAGCGUCAUCCGUGUGCUUACUUACCAUUUGGACUUGGACAACGAAACUGUAUCGGAAUGAGAUUCGGCAGACUUCAGUCUCAAUUGUGCAUAACCAAGUUGCUGUCCAAGUUUCGAGUGGAACCGUCUAAGAAUACUGCCAGGAAAUUAGAGGUUGAACCACGCCGCUUCAUUAUCGGACCAAAGGGAGGAAUAAAAUUGAAUAUCGUUCCUAGAAAACUGAAGUCUUAAUUAUUUUACAACUGUUAAUAUUGUCAUAGUUCUAUAUCGAGCACAUUCAUAAAUGUAUACGAGUUUUAAUGCAAAAUAAUAAGUUAUCUAUACUAAUAUUAUAAAGAGGUAAAUUUUGUAAGUUUGUAUGUAGGGGGUAAUCUUUGGAACCACUGGUCGGAUUACCAAAAUUCUUUCACUGAUAGAUACCUACAAUGUUCCCGUGUGCUAUAGGCUAUAAAACAUCACGCUACAAUCAAAUGGAGUCGAGCAGCAAGUGAAACCGGGAAUAUCUAGUGUGUUAUUAACCUAAUUAUUAUAUAAGACUUAAAACGGGUGAGCUGGUCAGAUAUUGUAGUCAUUUGUAAACAACUAGUACAAUUAUUGCACAUAAAUCAUCCAUUAUGUUAUAGAUAAGCUAUUCUUAAUUCUAAUAGUGUACAUAAGUUGGUUUUUGUUAAUAAAAUAAAUACAUUAAUUAUGUUGUAC
This is a messenger RNA of Spodoptera exigua (beet armyworm), 2090 nucleotides long. The record is from the annotation of a GenBank genome assembly. Lineage: Eukaryota; Metazoa; Arthropoda; Insecta; Lepidoptera; Noctuidae.